This is a messenger RNA of Colletotrichum costaricense, 237 nucleotides long. RefSeq lists its product as uncharacterized. Lineage: Eukaryota; Fungi; Ascomycota; Sordariomycetes; Glomerellales; Glomerellaceae. Bases 1 to 237 code for a protein of 78 amino acids. The record is from RefSeq and is a predicted model, not a curated record. The transcript has a single exon.
AUGGACACUUCUGUCCGCUGCCAUGGACAUUUGCUCGCAUUCGUAUUGUGGGUCCGCUGCUCGUUGUCUAUUUUCCCAAGCCUUCUCAUGACGAACGAUCCGGGGUAUGGGACCCCGCGAGGACCCCACGGGGAUAAUCUAGGUUACUUUGGGGGGGGGGGGGAGAACUUACCCAAGAUGGGCGUUCCGAGGCUUCGGACUAUAAACAAGUACGGAGGAUACCGAAGCUAUCGCUAA